CUCUCUCUCUCUCUCUCUCUCUCUCUAUACAUAUAUUAUAUAUGUAACAUAACAUAACAUAAAUGGGAAGUUAAAAGAAUCACAUUAGGUGUCCGUAUCCCCAAUCUUUCGAUGAUGAAGACUACUAAAAAAACUCGUAACACCUUUUUGAGUCACUUUGUCUUGUUCCUUUCGUGUUUUGUGUUGAUGGAAGUUGGUUUAGGACAAAGCCCGACAAGUGAAAUUAAAGUAGGAGUAGUUCUUGAUCUCAAAACAACAUUUUCCAAGAUCUGUCUCACUUCUAUUAAUAUGUCGUUGUCCGAUUUCUAUGGAGAUCAUCCUAAUUACCGUACAAGACUUGCGCUUCAUGCCAGAGAUUCCAUGGAAGAUGUUGUCCAGGCUUCAGCUGCAGCCUUGGACCUGAUCAAGAAUGAGCAAGUGAGCGCCAUCAUAGGACCAAGAAGCUCUAUGCAAGCUGAAUUUAUGAUAAGAAUGGCCAACAAAUCUCAAGUACCGAUCAUCACAUUCUCAGCAACAAGCCCUCUUUUAACGUCCAUCAAGAGCCCUUACUUUUACCGUGCCACUCUCGACGACUCGUGCCAGGUGGAAGCCAUUGCGGCCGUUGUUAACUCCUUUGGGUGGAGAAGCGUCGUGGCCAUUUAUGUGGACAACGAGUUAGGUAAAGGAAUUAUGCAUUCAUUGUCAGAUGCUUUGCAAGACGUGGAAGUCCACAGAAGUGUGAUCUCUACGGAGGCUAGCGAUGAUCAGAUUCUAAAGGAGCUUUAUAAGCUUAAGACAAGACAGACAAGGGUAUUCGUUAUCCACAUGGCCUCAAGACUCGGGUUCCGGGUUUUGCAGAAAGCUAGGAAGAUCGGGAUGUUGGAGAAAGAGUAUGUCUGGUUACUAUCAAAUGGAAUGACGAAUAUGAUGACACAUGAUGGUCGUAGCUUAGAGACUAUGCAAGGCGUGCUAGGUGUGAGGAAUCAUGUCCGUAAAUCAAAAGAGCUUGAAGAUUUUCGUUUGAGAUGGAAAAGAAAGUACCAGAAGGACAACCCAUCGACGAGGGAUGAUGUAGAGCUGAAUGUUUUCGCAUUAUGGGCGUAUGAUUCGAUCACUGCAUUGGCCACAGCCGUGGAGAAAACCAACACAAAUAACAUGAGGUAUGAUAACUUUAGCGCUUUGUCAAAUAACACGACAGAUCUUGGGACCUUAGGGGUCUCUCUCUACGGUCCAAGUCUUCUGGAGGCUCUCUCCCGUGUAGAAUUCAAGGGUCUAGCAGGAGAGUUUAGUCUCGUUAACAGGCAGCUCGUGGCAUCAACUUUUGAUAUCAUCAAUGUUGUUGGAAACGAAGAGAGGAUAAUCGGAACAUGGACACCAAGAGAUGGACUUAUGAAUACAAAUUCAAAGAAAACUACGUUGUUUUCAAACGAAAGGUUGGGGCCGGUGGUAUGGCCCGGGAGUUCGUAUGGUGUUCCAAAAGGUUGGGAGGUUCCAACGGACGGUAAGAAAAUUAAAGUAGGCGUUCCCGUAAAGCAAGGCUUCUUCAAUUUUGUGGAGGUCACGACAAAUCCGAUCACUAACGUAACAACCGCAAAGGGUUACGCCAUAGACAUCUUUGAAGCUGCUCUUAAGAAGUUGCCAUAUUCAGUCAUUCCUCGUUACUACCGUAUCGAGUCUCCAGAAGAUAACUACAAUUAUUUGGUCCACCAAGUCUAUGACGGGACGUUGGAUGCAGUUGUUGGAGAUAUAACCAUAACAGCAAAUAGGUCAAUGUAUGUUGAUUUCACCUUACCUUACACAGAGUCUGGAGUAUCUAUGUUGGUGCCGCUCAGGGACAACGAAAACAAGAACACAUGGGUUUUCCUGAAACCAUGGAGCUUAGACCUAUGGAUCACCACCGGUUGCUUUUUCGUCCUCAUCGGUUUUAUUGUGUGGCUGUUCGAACAUAGAGUCAACUCCGACUUUCGUGGACCGCCUCACCACCAGAUUGGCACCAGUUUCUGGUUCUCUUUCUCCACUAUGGUCUUUGCUCACCGCGAGAAGGUGGUGAGCAAUUUAGCAAGGUUUGUGGUGAUCGUCUGGUGUUUUGUGGUGCUUGUGCUCACUCAGAGCUACACAGCGAAUCUCACCUCUUUCCUAACGGUACAACGUUUAGAACCAAGAGCGACAAGUGUGGAAGAUCUAAUCAGAAAUGGGGAGUCUGUAGGUUUCCAACAUGGGGCUUUUGUUAAAGAUACUCUAAAAGGUCUAGGAUUCAAGGAAUCACAGCUCAAGUCUUUUGGUUCUGCUGAAAAAUGCGACGAGCUUUUGUCCAAUGGGACAUCGAAAGGUGGUAUAGCAGCAGCUUUCGACGAAGUGGCCUACCUUAAGGCUAUCCUUUCUAAGUACUGCUCCAAAUAUGCAAUAGUUGAACCGUCCUUUAAGACUGCUGGUUUUGGGUUUGCAUUCCCAAAGAACUCGCCUAUGACAGGAGAUGUAUCAAGGGCUAUUUUGAAUUUGACACAAGGUGAAGAAAUGGCAGGCAUCGAGAACAAAUGGUUCAACCGUCUCAGCCUCGCUAGUGAAUGUCCUGAUCCAAAGACUGCUCUUUCAUCUAACCGUCUCAGCCUCAGUAGCUUCUGGGGUCUAUUUCUAAUAGCAGGCAUUGCUUCAUUCCUGGCAUUUCUCAUCUUUGUAGGCCACUUCUUGUACGAACAUAGGCACACGCUCUGCGAUAAUACCGAAGGUUCCUUGUGGAGAAAGCUAACGUCUUUGCUCAGAACCUUUGAUGCGAAAGACACAAAGUCUCAUACUUUCAAGAACAGUGCCGUUCAUAAUGUGAGUUCACCUGUUACUCAGUGUACUCCGAGCCCUUCAACUUUGCAGAUGAGACCAUGGCCACGAAGUAUGUCAUUAAACAGGGAGUUUGAGCUAAGACGAGCCUCUUUUUUCAUGAGUGAAGAACGUCUCACCACGCAAGCGGAACAUAAUAAACAUGGAGAAUCUGAUAUUGAAUCUGGAUCUGAACGAUAGCUAGAGAGUUAGAAAAAAUAUGAUUUUCCUUUUAUUUAAAGGUUAGAAAACAAACUCACCCAACAAUUUGAACCAAUCGGAUCUACAAAGCUAAUUGGGCCGUCGCUCAAGGUCCACUGUUUAGAUACGACCACUACAUUAUUUUACAAAUAUAUUUCAUUUUUUUAGUAUAUGUAUCAAUUCUGCUGUGUUUUGAUAAUGUUUUUCCAUAAACACCAAUGCUUCAACUUUUAUUAGAAUCUGCAAACUUCCGCCUAAAAACAAUACAUUGAUAUGCUAAUGCUGUUUCCAUUACCAUUCAUCCGUUCCAAUUCCAAUCAUUCUUUUAUUUUGAAAACGAUCAAUCAUAAUACAAGCUUCAAAGUUUUACAGGUGACAAACGAUUUCCAUAAUUCAAAAUUAUUAUAAUCUAACAUUAAAAUUUUCCUAAUUGUUUGUAUAUAUUUGUGUGCACUUAUCUGUAUUAUGAAUAUAAACCACUAAAUUAAAAGCAAAACAAAAUUUCCAAUCAACUAAAUUUUCUAAUCAACUAGAUUUCCGGAAUUUCAUGCAUGCCAAUAAUAUUCUAAAACAUAAAUACCGAUCUUUUCGAAUCAAUAACCAUAUAUAUCUAAUUACUUUAAUAAAAAAUCUUAACUUUACUCAAAUAAACUAAAAUCUCGAUAAGUAGUUAAAUUAAGAAAACUGAAUAUCAUGAUUCUUCGGAAAAAAUUUAGAACACUUCCAUGCUAAUAAGUGAUACAUCAUACUGUCACUUACUACCUUAUACAACUCUGGCUCUUUUGUCUUGUUAAAUUUUUUCGCAUUUAUAAAAUUGUUAAUAUCAUCACCAGUAGGUUGCUUUUUCAAAAAAAAAAAGAGAGUAAAAUAUGUGCAUGCGGUAGACCUCUUUUCUAAAAUUCAAUGGGAUACAUUGCUGUGAAUGUAAAAUAAAAAAAAUAUAUAUUUAAAUGAUGAUAUUGCUAACGUAAUAUAAUUGAAAAUAUUUCUUAUUAGGGUUGACAUUAGUUAGUACAAGAUGUAGUUUUUCCUAAAACUUUGUCUUUUUCUGGUUAACUCAGUCAUGAGAUCAUCAAACUUAAUUUUGAAAAUUUUAGAAAUGAUUUCGAGACCGAAGAAAUUUAUUAAUGUAUAGUGUUUAUUUCUCCUGUAUACUACAUAUAUUUAAGAUUUACCACAAAAUCUUUGCUGUUUUAUUAUCCUCUCUUUGCAGCUAACCAUAUUUAAACUUUCAACCUAUUUUUAUCGUAUUCAUUUCUCUUUUUAUUCAUGUCAAAAUAAAAACCAAAUCUUUAAUAUGGAAGUUUCAUGAUUGAAUCCUUAAAUGUAAAAUUUAGUUAUGUGAAUUUUUGGGUGCGAUCAUACCAGCACUAAUGCACCGGAUCCCAGGAAGUCCUCGUGUUGCACCCUUUUUUAUUAAAUUGAUCAAAAAAAAGUUAUGUGAUUUUUUAUAAUUUUAAUUAUAUUAAACAAUUUGAGAACAUGAAUAAUGAUCCGAUUACAAGCGGAGUCACACAAAAUCACACAAAUCAACUAUCUCCUAUCUACCUUCGCUCAAUCCAUAUCAUCGGCGCGUUCCGCUAGACCGCAUUUAGUAUCAUUGCGUAUCGAUUACCGUAUUAUACCUUGACUCAACUAUCGAAGUUAUAUCUCACUUAAUAUGUAAAUUUCUUACUUCUGGUAUAAUGCACUUUUCUUGCCCAAAGGAUGAUUAUGCAGGUAUACAUAAGGACCAGGAGAACGUGGGUUCAAGGUUAAAACAAGAAGAAAUCAUCAGUGAACCAGACCCGCAAUAAGGACUUAAACCAGUCACUAGCGAUCUAUUGAAACUAGGAGAUGUUUCGGUUCAAGCACAUGAGAAGGUACAAAAUAAUUUAAAUAAAUUAGUGUUCUCUUGUUUUGACUCUUCCAGGACUGCCAUGAUAUGCUUGUCUAGUCCCAAAAUGUAUGAAACAUGUACAUCAUUUAGCAACAAACCUAUGAAGCAAAAUAAGGUGGUCUUAAAGACAGAUGACAAGGCACCACCAAAGGAGCAUUCUUGGCUUAAACACUCUCUGGAAAAGAUGGCAUUAGAACCAGCAGCAUCUUAAUUCAGGAAGAACCCCCAGACCAGUCAUCAAACAGACAGGCUGUGCCAUUAGAUGCACCAAUCAAGCGUCCAAAUCAGGUAAGUGCGACUAUUCCUUGUUUGAUAAUCAAUGAAUUGGAAGUUGUGCAUACUGGUUUAUUAUGCCCUGAAGAGUUUGAAGAAAGACUAGGAUGUCUAGAUCAUAAUUCUUGUCUUCGAUCACACUUAGAAAAGAAGCAAGAAAUUUUUCCAUCUGUUGAAAUUGAAAUACAUCGAACUGAUUUAUAUUCUGAUUAUUCCAUGACUGCCAUAACACACUUGUCUCUAGCCAAAGAUGUUGAGUUUAUGACAGGAACCAAAGCUGAAGAUUUUAGAGGAGAUCUGUCCAAGACCAAGAUCAAACCAGACCGGACCGGAGGGGUUAUCAUAUCCUACCUGUUCAAAGAAGAACAACCAGAUGCACCAUGCAUCACUAAACCAAAAUCUUACCACAGUAAGACGGGGGUGUAUUCAAUAUAAUAUUUGAGGUGAUUUGACUUUUAAUAGAGUUUUAGAUGAUUUUAAUAAGUUGCAGAGAUUUAGGUGAUUUAUGUUAAACCACUCUAGAAUAUAACUUAAAACCAUGAGAUUUGGGUUUUAAUUUUUUUUUAACUAAGAAACUCCACCUAAACACCCUAAAAUCACCUGAAAACUUUAAAACUCCACAACUUAAAAUAUUUAUAAAAACAGUGGAUUUUAGAGUACUUUACGAAAUGUUAAGUUCAAUAACAGUGGAUUUAAAUGAGUUUUUAACAUUAAUGUUUGAAUAACAUUGAAUUUGUUAUUUUAAUACAAAUCACCUAAAAUCUUCAGUUGAAUACACCCCCUUAGACUCCCAAAGAGAAUGAAAGCUGACUUGAUCUGUCUUGGUGCAGGUUAUCCAGUUUUGAGGUCGAAACCUUUUCAAGGGGGAGGAAAUGUUGUGGGCACAGAAACCAUACCUGAACCGAAGCUCAGCCAGACAAACAACAACUGCAACAACUGCCUCAAUAGAGCUACCAGCCACAGAGGUUCAUUCCAAAGAGUGCAUCUCAACAACCAGAAGAAAUAUUGGCAUUAAACCAAUUUUCACGGAAGGUAAACUCAACAAUUCAUCACUGAGGCUUGGAAUUACAAGAAAAGCUUCACGGAGAAAGAAGUUAUGGAUUUUAAAACUGGAGGUUUCCCAGACCGUCCAGUUGCUAGUAUCAGCUCUUAGAAGUGGAUUUAAGCCCAAUCAUGAAGCGGCCCAAGCCAAACUCAAUUAUGGACUUCAAGAGGGAUGUUUUGUGGAUCCAACAAGCCAAGAAUCAUGAGGAAAAGCCCAGUGAAGUUGAAGAUAUAACAAUUUUCUUAAACCGGUUAUAAGGAGAGAGUUAUGGAAAGAUUGGGAAAUCAAUUCAGCCAACAAUCUCCAAACCAAGAAUACUCAACCAAGGAAGCUUCCACGCGAUCCAAGACAUCCAGAGGACACAUCCAACGAUCCAGAAGAGCCUUACAUCAUUUUACCAUACACCAGCAAGUAUUAGAACAAGAGAAUCUUUAUUUCGGGUAACUUGCCUUUUUCGAAAUCAUUCUUUCUUGGAGGAAUUAAGGAUCAACGGCUCUUUCCCUUCCAACCAGAAGAUACCAAGAUAAAUGUGAGUUUAUUCAACAAUCAUAGACUCCUAUUUCGUGGAUACAAAACCAAGAUAUCAAGAUACAAGAUCAGACCUUCCAAAUGGCUACAAAUCAGCCUAACGGCUAGUUCAUUGAAGACAAAGACCAUCAGCUUUAUUUUUUUGUAUUUUCUUUCCUUUCUAGAGUAUUAGAACGUUAUAGUUUAUUCUUGUUCCUUACAAAGAAGAAAUGCAUGUGCUCGGCUGUAGAUGGGUGUUUCGAACUCAAUUAAAUGCAGAUGGAACUCUAAAGAAGAGGAGAUCUAGACUUGUUGCAAAAGGCUAUGAACAAUCUGAGGGGAUUGAUUACCUUGAUACCUAUAGUCUGGUGGUACGCACUGCAACCAUACGACUGGUUCUUCAUACAGCUACGGUGAUGCAAUGGGAAAUCCACCAGUUCGAUGUUCAGCACGUGUUCCUCCAUGGUGACUUGAGUGAGACCGUUUACAUGAGGCAGCCUGCAGGCUUUGUGGCCAAGGAUCAUCCUGAUCACGUGUGCCUUCUUCGCAAAGCCAUCUAUGGUCUGAAACAGGCUCUCCGAGCUUGGUUUGACAAAUUCAGCACGUUUCUCUUGGAGUUUGGCUUCACUUGCAGCUUCUCUGAUCCUUCCAUGUUCAUCUGCAUCAAAGACGAGAACAUCAUUAUUCUCUUGCUUUAUGUGGAUGACAUGUUAGUAACAGGGAACAACUAAAAAGCUACUUCAAAACCUACACGAUGCUCUCAACACUCAGUUCAAAAUGAAAGAUCUGGGUCAGCUAAGCUACUUUUUGGGAAUUCAAAUAGGUUGUUCAUGUCUCAGCAAAAAUAUGCCGAAGACCUACUAGCAGUGGCCCAAAUGGCAGACCGCAGUCCUAUGCCCACACAUCUACCUCAUGAUCUAAAUCGAGGAACUCCAAAAGAUGAACUAUUCUCAAAUCCCACCUAUUUUCGCAGUCUAGCUGGUAAGUUACAAUACUUAACCUUGACCACACAUGACAUACAAUUCGCAAUGAAUUAUGUAUGUUAGAAGAUGCACUCCCCUUCGGUCACUGACUUAACCACCUUAAAAGGAUCGUAAGGUACGUUAAAGGGACUGUCACGAUGGGUGUGUCUUUCUCACGACAUACUGAUUUCAGUGUCACAGCCUUCAGCGACAGUGACUGGAGAGGCUGUCCCUCUACCAGCAGAUCAACUGAAGGAUUCUCUACUUAUUUAGGAUCUAAUAUUGUAUCGUGGUCAUCUAAGAAGCAAUCUACUAUCUCUAAGAGCUCUACAGAAGCAGAAUAUCAAUCUCUAUCAGAGACAAGAUCGGAGGUUACCUGGCUGUGUCUCGUGCUUAAGGACCUCGGAAUCCCUCUUUCUACUACGCCUCUGAUGCUCUGCGACAAUCUCUCCACCGUGAUGCUUGCAGUGAAUCCUUCGUUCCACUCCAAGACUAAACACUUCACCAGAGACCACCACUACAUCCGUGAACGUGUGGCUCUGAAAGCUGUCAAAGUCAGGAACAUCUCAAACAAGUUUCAGGUCGCCGAUAUCUUUACGAAGUCAAGCCGUACCUGCAAACAAGACAAAGAAGACAUUAAAGCUCCCAACGUUAAAGACCUGUAGGCGGCGUCCGUAAAAGCAAACUCAAGCUCACAGACAGCUCAUGUGAUUGCAACGGCUAAUAAAUUCCAAGCUCUAUGUGAUGAGCUGGCAGAGACAUCUUAAACCCUAGUAGAAUUCUCUAUAUAAGCAAUUGUAAACAAAGAACAAUGCAAGAGAGUUUAUGAAAUAAGAAAGUUUUACCUCUUCACCUCUGUUAAGCCUCUGCUUUCACACCAAACAGAACCAUGAGCAGAGCACCAUUGAAACAAUCAAGACUGCUUCUCCGGGAGCUGAGAACCGGUGCCGUGUAGAAAAGAAACAGAGAGAAGGAAACCGUCAGAGCUGUAACGGGGAGGCUAUAGACGACCCCACCGAACAACAACGCCUCUUGUCUCCACGGGCCUACGCUUGGAGGACCGACACACGCCGCUACACUGAAGCUGAGCUCGCCUCCGAAGAAGAAAACACUCUGGAGCUCUCUAGAGAAAGGUAUGAGGAAUCCAAGAUUAUUGAGAACAAUACGUUUGUGAUCAGUUUCCAACUAGAUUCUGAUAAACUAUAAGGGGUAAAUUAGGUGGGCUUACACAUUGUUGCAUGUUUUUCGGCAUUCAAUUAAAAUGCAAAGUAACUAUUACAUUGUGUCAUUCAGUGUGUAAGAGUAUUUUACAGGAGAAUUUUUUUAUUAAGCACACACUUAAGCUAGUUUUAAAGAGACAACAUAAGGAAAAGAGAGAAAAGGACGAGUCAGUGAAGGAUUAGCUCGCUAUAGAUCACUAGCUGAUAUGUUCACGGCCACCACCAACUGUAGUCCAUUGCAUCUCGUUCUUUGACCUUUUGAGUUGGGUUGAGUGGCUUUUCUUGUAAGAAACUCUGAGCAGAAGCGGUCAUGUCUGCAUGCAUUGCAAGGACUCUGUUUCAGGAGCAGACUCCCAUAGCUCGAAUAACGCAAACCCGUGAUCACACUGCUACUCCGGCGGACCGGCCAUAUCCAUUUCAUCCACAACCACAGCUUCAUUUGGAGGGUUUUAUGUAGUAUGUAUCAUUGACUUCCGAGACAAGAUAAUUUUAGGAUAGAUCUUCCCUCAAUGAACAGUGGCUAUUUGGGAGGUUGGCAAUCUUAUUAAAAGCUAGUACUUUCUGUGGGUGCAACCUCACAAAUAUGUGCUUGUGUAGCUAAAACUUCUGUAUUUUCAUUGAUAUUGCUUGGAAUAUUGCUCUAACAAGAGUAGCCUUUGAAUUUAAUGUGAUCAUGUUUAAGCUAUAUGAGAAACAACUGUCUUUGAAACCAAAUGCUACACUUAGUUAUUCCUCAUGGACAUGCACUUUUUUGGGACUCAAAUAAAAAAAAAGAAGACGAGAUUAUUACAUAACCAGUUCGAGAUUCUUUCUCUGACCAGUUGGAAACCCCACCGCAGGUCUAAGUUCUAAACCAUGUAUGCACAAGUGACGAAGGAUCGGAU
Brassica rapa (field mustard) is the source of this 9761-nucleotide messenger RNA. Its product is annotated as glutamate receptor 2.8. NCBI's taxonomy places the organism in Eukaryota, Viridiplantae, Streptophyta, Magnoliopsida, Brassicales, Brassicaceae. The record is from RefSeq and is a predicted model, not a curated record. Gene Ontology annotation, molecular function: ligand-gated monoatomic ion channel activity. Gene Ontology annotation, cellular component: membrane.